GCCCUAGCCGAUAGCCCUGCCCGAGCUCUGCCGAGCCUUAGCUGGGCUGCGCUGAACCCAGCUAAGCUGGGGCUCCUUUCCCGGCAGUGGCUGUUUUCUGCCCGGGCCCUGCGGAGCCGUGCCGGGGAUCGGUACGGUGCGCAGGCCCCUGGCUGACAGCCCUAGGGACCUUCAACGCCGCGGCCUCCCGCUAGGCGGAGCCGGAGACCGCAGGCGCGGUGCCGUGCGGGCCGGGAAUGAGAGCGGCCAUAUGUCCCGGCUGGAGCGGAGGGGUGGCGGGCUCGGCAGACGGAGCCGGCGGCAGCUCGGGAGGCUGAGGCCGGGUCCGGGGCGCGGACCAGGCAACAGCUGAGGAAGGGGAGCGGAGAUGUCACUGGCCCGAAGCCACCUGGGGCUCUUGCUCCUCGGAGCGCUUCUCACCCUCGUCCUCUACCUCUUGCUCCCGGCCGCUCAGCAUCAGCAGCGCUUGGCAGGCACCCGCCCUGAGGAGGGGAAGCGAGGCUGGCGGGCAGCCAACACUACUGCACGAACGGGAAUGGCCAGGGGAGAACCCCCGGUCUUCUACAGGGAGGUUUCUGCAGGGUCCCCGGCCAGGGGCACUGCCAGGCCCGGGAGGCCUGAUGUCCUGUUCCUGCACGGCCAGGCAUUCACCUCCAAGACAUGGGAGGCCCUGGGCACGCUGGUGCUGAUCGCCGGAGAAGGCUAUCGUGCAGUCGCCAUAGAUCUGCCUGGCUACGGGGAUUCUCCCCCAGCAGAAAUGGUGGCCACAGCACAGACCCGGGUAGCUUUCCUGGACCACAUCCUCCAAGAGCUGCAUAUGCAGAGGCCUGUUAUUGUCAGCCCCUCCAUGAGUGGCCGCUUUGCCCUGCCCUUCCUCCUGGCACAGGGAGACCAGUUGUCUGGCUUUGUGCCCAUUGCACCUGUGGGCACCAAGGACUACACAGCUGAGCAGUAUCGGCAAGUCCAGACACCCACCCUGAUCCUGUACGGUGACCAUGACACUAGCCUGGGCGCUCAGGCCCUGGAGAGCCUCCGGCACCUGCCCAGGCACCGCGUGGCUGUGCUGCCUGGUGCCGGUCAUGCCUGCUACAUGGACAAGCCAGAGUACUUCCACCGGGCCUUGCUGGGUUUCCUGCGCCAGCUGAAGUGAACAGCACCUUGUCCCUUGCAGAGAGGAAGACGAGGGGGUCCCACUCCCAAGGGACUGGGAGGUUGGGGUGAGGGGAGCUGCUCUCUUUUGGGGUGGUGGGGCAGUGCUGUCAAGACGGGGUGUUGUCUGUCAUGAGGCAAAUAAACUGAUGCUGCUCUGGUUUCUGCGUGUGUGCCCAAGCUCCGCGGGUUCCCCGGGCUCCCGCCCCGCCUAGUGCGGGGCAGAAGGGUGCACUGCCAGGCCUUUA
Molecule: messenger RNA, 1397 nt
Organism: Pogoniulus pusillus (Red-fronted tinkerbird)
Lineage: Eukaryota; Metazoa; Chordata; Aves; Piciformes; Lybiidae
Gene: ABHD14A
Product: abhydrolase domain containing 14A
Exons: 5
Coding region: 368-1150 (260 amino acids)
Cellular component (GO): cytoplasm
Source: RefSeq, a predicted model, not a curated record